AGCAGGUGUCCAAACGGCGAAUGUUCGUGGUAGCGCCGAGUCCGAUUCGCAACGCACUCGCAACGCGUCUCUUCAACCGCGCGAUGCGGACACCUACAAUCGCGCCACUUCUAAGAUUUCGAUACGUCAACUUUUUGAGCGCGCUUGCAGAUGUUUGACUCGAAACCGAGACGAGAGAAAUCGAAGUUGUCGCCCCAAAUGGAAACAAACAAUGGCAAUAAGCAUUAUGGUCAAUGGCCGUGAAGAGAUCCGCUAUGGCGUCGUGUUGUUCGACCCACAGUGCGAAGAAGACAUCGUCUCUUCAGAUUUCGCAACCAAGCUCGAUCCGCAGCUCAGAUUCUCUGCUGGAAUACCUUUCGCGACCACCAUACUGGGUGGUAUUAUCGAGAGCAUUGGCGAGCUAGAUGCACGAUGGGCGCCUGCCAGCAUUCAAACUGGACGGCAGUCUUUAAGGAGUCCUAAUUUUCGGUCGCGCUUCGAGGAGUCACACUGCUACAUCGUUCAGUCAGAUCAUUUCGACUUCAUCGUAGGCGCGAAGACCAUCGAUAGACUUCACCUGUUUGAGUCUCGCAAUCCCAUGGUUGCUGCUUUCAGGGGCCUGUCUCACGAAUCGAACGCCGAUAUUAUCUCGCAAGAACAGAAAGACGCUGAUGAACGACGGAAGAAGGCGAAGGAAGAGUCACUUCGGUAUAGACAACAGAAACUCCAAAACAAGCCGCGUAGUCCCCCCUAAUCAACCGCCACAUCACCGCACCGCCUCCACGAUGACACCCAACGCACUUCAGCCUGAACUUGAUUCAUUACCCAGAUCAGAUCUCGUUUACUUCAGUUCCGCCAAGGGGCAGAUCUGGGUACCGAAAGUCGUGAGGGGUUUGAAUAUUUUUCGGCUGUACUGUUGUCCCACGUAUACGGAGGUCCAGGUCAUGAGAUAUAGUCUGUUUUCGCGUAUUAUAUCUUGGGGAGACAAAGGGUUGUACGAUAUUUAUGAUAAGAUGUCUUGUGUUGUAACGCGUUCUUAUCGCAGCAGAACUUCUUAUUUCUUGUCCGUUGUCAGGAAUUCGCGCAGCAUAGUUGGGCAGCGGCGUCGCACACAUUCUGUUUGGGUUUCAUCCCUCGAGAUCGGACGUACGCUUUUCUAUAGAUUUCUACUAACUUUUCAGCACAA
This is a messenger RNA of Dothidotthia symphoricarpi CBS 119687, 1165 nucleotides long. RefSeq lists its product as uncharacterized. NCBI's taxonomy places the organism in Eukaryota, Fungi, Ascomycota, Dothideomycetes, Pleosporales, Dothidotthiaceae. The transcript has 3 exons. The coding region runs from base 212 to 733 and encodes 173 amino acids. The record is from RefSeq and is a predicted model, not a curated record.